Hemibagrus wyckioides is the source of this 6847-nucleotide messenger RNA. RefSeq names its product E3 ubiquitin-protein ligase RNF123. NCBI's taxonomy places the organism in Eukaryota, Metazoa, Chordata, Actinopteri, Siluriformes, Bagridae. Bases 162 to 4058 code for a protein of 1298 amino acids. The transcript is spliced from 39 exons. The record is from RefSeq and is a predicted model, not a curated record. Gene Ontology annotation, cellular component: cytoplasm. Gene Ontology annotation, molecular function: ubiquitin-protein transferase activity; protein binding.
AGUGAAAGCGACUCUUGGCAAAAUUCAAAGAGGGGGGAGUGCUGUAACCAAAACAGGUAGCGCAGCAUUUAACUUCGGAUAAAUAACAACACUGUCGGAUAAUUCAGAGCAAAACCGAGUGCUAUUUCAGCCAGAACUGAGGUCCAUUUUGAAGUGUCAGUAUGAGUUCAAAGGGGGGUGGUACAGCCCUGACCCGACGAAAUUAUCGCCUGGCAUCAGACGCAGAUAAACCUAAAACCGCAGGUAUUGUGAAUGAGAAGCUGUUGAGUGACUACCUGCAUCAUGUCUUUCCUGCCUCCAGUAAACAGGCUCCAGCAUCAGCAACCUACAGAAAACCCUUGACGUUCCAGGACCUGGGCGCUCAUCUGGAGAAGCUUCUGUCCGAGGACGAGCCUGCUGAGGACAGUGCAGAUCAUACAGAAGGGCGACUCGGACCCUCUACCGUUGUCCUGGACCACACCAGCGGAUUCGAAGGCCUCUUAUUUGUAGAUGAUGAUCUUUUAGGAGUCAUUGGCCAUAGCAAUUUCAGUUCCAUAAGGGCUACAACCUGUGUAUUCAAAGGGAAAUGGAUGUACGAGGUGCUGAUCUCGUCACAAGGUUUGAUGCAGAUAGGAUGGUGCACGCUGAACUGCAGAUUCAACCAGGAGGAGGGAGUUGGAGAUACUCCGGACUCGUAUGCUUAUGACGGUAAUCGAGUCAGAAAAUGGAACGUCACAACCACCAACUACGGCAAAUCGUGGGCUGCUGGGGACAUCGUUAGCUGCAUGAUAGACCUCGAUGAAGGAACAAUCACUUUUUGUUUGAAUGGACAGUCCCUCGGUACAGCUUUCAGUAAUAUCAAGAUGGGUCCAGGGGUCGCCUACUUCCCUGCUAUCAGUCUUUCAUUCAAAGAGUCUGUGGCCUUUAACUUCGGCAGUCGCCCACUCAGGUAUCCUGUGGAAGGCUAUCAUCCCCUUCAGGACCCACCAACUGCUGACCUCAUCAAAGCCAAGAGGCUGCUGGGAUACAUGAAGAACGUGAUGUCCGCUAGCAUCGACACACAGGAUGAGAAGCUCAUUGAGAAGGACAUUGCAACCUGGCAGCUUCAAGGAGAGCCCACCGUCCUGGUCACGCUCGCACAUAUCUUCAAUUAUUUCGCUCCUCUCAUGUGUAAAGUGUACCUGGUAGAAGAUGUCCUGAUGAGUUUCCUGCUGGGUAUCCUAGAGGGCGGCGGCUCUGUGGAUGAACAUCCCCUGAUCCAGCAGCUCCUCGAUCUCUUCUGGCUGCUCAUGGAGGACUUUGAGGUGAACGAGUGCCUGAAGCAGUUGAUGAUGUCCUUGCUCAGGGCAUACCGAUUCUCUCCCAUCAUCCCUGACCUCGGCUUCCAGAUUCACUAUCUGCGCUUGACAUCUGCCAUUUUGCGGCAUGAAAAGUCUAGAAAGUACCUCCUGAGCAACGUAUUAUUUGACGUGCUGCGCUCGGUAGUUUUCUUCUACAUCAAGACUCCUCUGAGGGUGAAGGAAGCCGGCUUGGAGGAGCUCAUCCCCACCACAUGGUGGCCAACACACUUCGACAAAGAGGGUAAGGACGAGAAGGACCCGAGACACGAGAGUGCAGAGGAGAGACUCAGGCGGCGAGCAUACGAGCGAGGCUGUCAGAGACUCAAAAAGAGGAUUGAGGUGGUGGAGGUGCUGCAGGUUCAGAUCCUGAGGCUGAUGCUAAAUAACAAGGACAAAGGGACGGGCGAAGCCUCAAGAUACAUCUUCCUCAACAAGUUCCGCAAGUUCCUGCAGGAGAACGCAAGCAACCGAGGGAACCCGACGGUGUUGUGCCCUCCGGAGUACAUGGUGUGCUUCAUGCAUCGGCUCAUAACGGCAGUCAGGAGCUACUGGGACGAAGGAAAGCGCAUGAGGCCAGGAGCCAUUAGCAGCGAAGACGCCUACGUCCCCCCGCAGCUUUUCUACAACGGGAAGGUGGACUACUUCGACCUGCAGAGGCUCGGAGGGCUGCUUUCUCAUCUCAAGAAAACGCUAAAAGACGACCUGGCGGCUAAAGCCAACAUCAUUAUCGACCCUGCGGAGAUCCAGACCGUGUCUAUGGAUGAUCUGGACGAGGAUGAUGAAAGUGGAGCUGCUCAGCGGCCAUCUGGUGCAACAGCGAUGGGAGGCGCUCUGGCCAGGCCGAGCUGGCUGAGUUCUCCUACUCUGGGCCGAGCCAACCGUUUCCUCAGUACGGCCGCAGUCAGCCUCAUGACCCCACGGAGACCUUUGGCCCCGCCCGAAAAGGUCAAAGUGCGCACUCUGCCUGUGGAACAGAGGACGGAGGAGGACAUCGAGGGAAGCCAUGGUAACGAUGGGCUGUUGCUGGGGCGACCGUUGGAAGAGCCCGAGCAGCCAAUCACAGAGAAGUCCCUGCUGGAGAUCCUGGAUGGGAUCGUGAUGAUGUACAACCUGAGUGUUCAUCAGCAGCUGGGCAAGAUGGUGGUCGUGUCGGAUGAUGUGCACGAGUACGCCGUCGCUCUGAAAGACACGGAAGAGAAGAUAGCACGAUGUCCAGCUAGAAGAGCAGACAUUUUGGAAGAGCUGCAAAAGAGCCAGAAGGUGUUUGCCGAGAAGCUCAACCACCUGAGCCGCAGGUUGGCCUGGAUCAACGCCACCAUUUACUCCAAGGAGAAGAUGCUGGAUGUUUACUGGCUCUUGCGUGUGUGCAUCCGCACCAUCGAGCACGCCGACAACACGGGCUCUUUGUUUGCCUUCACCCCUGAGUUCUACCUCAACGUGGCCAUGAAUAGCUACAGUGCCCUUAAGAACUACUUCAGCCCUUCCAACAGCAUGGAGGAGCUCCCAGGUUACGAGGACACGCUCACUCAGCUUGCCGCUAUCCUCGCUAAGCACUUUGCAGACCCGCGCAUCGUGGGCACAGAUAUUAAAGAUUCACUGAUGCAGGCUCUGGCCAGUUACGUGUGCUACCCACAUUCACUCAGAGCUGUGGAGAGGAUCCCUGAGGAGCAGCGGGUGGCUAUGAUGAGGAACCUGUUGGCACCGUAUGAACAGCGACCGUGGGCUCAGACUAACUGGAUCCUCGUCCGCUUGUGGAGGGGUUGUGGGUUUGGCUACAGGUACACACGGCUGCCUCACCUGCUCAAAACCAAACCCGAGGAUGCCAACCUGCCCAGCCUGCAGAAGCCUUGUCCAUCACUUCUGCUCCAAAGGCAUAUGGCGGAGCUCCUGAAUCAGGAUAAAGAGAUGGCUGCUAGCUUCCUCAACAGCGUCCUCAACCAACUCAACUGGGCCUUCUCGGAGUUCAUAGGCAUGAUCCAGGAGAUCCAGCAGGCAGCAGAGCGUCCAGAGCGCAACUUUGUGGACACGAGGCAGCUGAAAGUGUGUGCCACGUGCUUCGACCUGUCUGUCAGUCUGCUGCGAGUGCUAGAAAUGACCGUCACCCUGGUACCCGAGAUCUUCCUUGACUGGAGCCGACCCUCAGCCGAGCUUCUGCUCCGUCGCUUGGCACAGCUCCUGAACCAGGUGCUGAAUCGAGUGACGGCUGAGAGAAACCUCUUCGACCGCGUAGUCAACCUUCGCCUGCCAGGGCUGGAGAGCGUGGAUCAUUACCCCAUACUGGUUGCAGUUACAGGAAUCCUGGUGCGAGUCCUGGUCGACUCUGAGAGACAGGGGAUCGCUCAGGCCGCCUCGGUGCUGCUGUCAGACCCGUGUUUCCAGCUUCACUCCAUCCAGCACCUGCUGGGACGUGGAGAGGCCAGUGCUGGAGCAGAUCACAAAAACUUCUCACUACACUCUUAUACGGACUACAUCACUGCAGAAGAAGCGCAGAAGGUGGAAAAGAUGCUGGCUUUCCUGACCGAGGAGUCCAAGCAGGCUGCAGCCACAACAGCGCCCACCAGCGAAGACGACCUGUGUCCCAUCUGCUAUGCACACUCCAUAUCAGCCAUCUUCAAGCCCUGCUCCCAUAAAUCCUGCAAAGCCUGCAUCAAUCAACAUUUGAUGAAUAAUAAGGACUGUUUCUUCUGCAAGGCCACGAUCACUGGAGUGGAAGAUUACAGCAAACCUGCUGGCUCUUAGCAUGCCCUUUAAAUGUGCACACACCUAAACACACACACACACGCAUGCUCAUUGAAACACACUGAAAUUCAGCAUCGCUUACCUCUCCAAAGACUGUUCAUGAACACGCUCUUAUGUACAUUAUACAACUCUACAGAACAGUAACACACUCAACAUUUAUUAACACUGGACUGUGACUUUAAGACACAGCACUCGCCAUGGCACUGUUUCAGCCCGUGCCAGCUGGUAGAGGUCUGGCUCCAAAUCAUAAAACAUAGCCGGCUGACAGAGGGACGAACGGCGAGAGACAUUUUAUAAUCUCUUUCAUCCGUCUUCCCUCUGGUCACCGCUGGCAACCGCAUUAUAUCUGCAUCCAUAUGCCAUAGAUAUCGAUCAGGACCAAUGCAGGUGCUCGCCAGCGUCCCUCCCAAGAUCCCCUCUCUGAUCUUGAUGACAUUUUUAUAUUCGAAUACUGACAGCCAUAUUUGAAGUGGCAUUCAAUUCCUGAUAGAUUCUAGAGAGAGAGAGAGAGAGGUGUCUCCAUGAUUGGUCACUUGAUCACUUGGUUAAUCAGUUCAUAACAGCUUUAUUAACAUUUUAUACAGCAUUAAAGGAGUACUCUGAUGUUUUUUGUUUUGUUUUUUCCAUCGCUCAAUUCCUGUUUGCUGAUAACGGACAGUAAUUUCUAAACGUUUUCAGGUACUGAGAAAAAAAUUGCAAAUCUUGAAUCAGAUACGUCAUAUCAGUCGAAGGGGCAGUCAUGAAUAACUGCUUUAUAUAUCAUUUUAAGUAUCAUUAAACACCCAUGAUAAAAACAUUAGUCGAUGAAGUUAGGAUGUGACAUAAAUAAGAGAAUUUAUUAAAAUAUUACCCGGAGAGAAAUUUAUAAACCAUAUAUAAUUAAUAUAAACCAGUUUAAAUUUUAAUACUAUGUGAUUUUUUUCUUUUUUUAUUAAUUAAUUAAUUUUUUUUAGCGCGAGUUUUUCACCUUAUUCACAGUAGGAAAUAAGGCAUCUCAUGUCUCGUCUCCUUAAGAGCAUACAUUACAAUAAAAUAUGUAUAAAAAAACUUUUUAUAUCCAUGACAACCGCCCUCAGACUUUUACCAUUAUAGGUAAGUUUUUCCAUUAUAAGAAAGAAAUCUGGUGCUUCGUUCUUUUCCCAGUACAUGGAAAAUGUAAUGAAGUUAAUGUCCACACACUAGAGCUACUGUAGCUUGCUCACCAGAGUAUUCCUUUAAUCAGAUAUACUGUAUAGACAGAUCUGCAGUUUCAGGUUUUCACUUAUAAAAGAAUAUAUAAGUUGCACUCACUGGGUUUGUGAUAACACUUUUAAAGAUAAUUCAGGUCAUUUGAACGUCUAAACUAGGCAGUAUUCGCCGACGGUUUUUGUUUUUUUUCUGCGGUGUCUGAUUCCAACCCUUCUGUUGUCUGUUCUUUCACACCUGUUUGUCAUAAGCUAAAUGUCAGGCUUUAUCCCGUUCUCCAGGCGCUGCUCUUUCUCUUUGCCCUCUGAGCAGCUGUGGUGUUUUUCCACCCAGGAUGACGUCCUACGUGUCUCUUCUAACGUUCUAGGAGUGUAAUGAGAACUAACGUUGUAUCAUAAAAUCCCCUUUUUUCCGUAUUGCUAUUUGAAUGAAUGUUUUGAUGUCGAUCAAGUUAACCAUUUAAGGUGAAAUAACACGGACCUACAGAAAAAUGUUGCCCUAAUCCUCAUACAACACACUGACUAUCUGUCGACUUUUUCCCAGCUCUCUUUAAUCAAGAUUAGGGCAAUACACUUAGGAAAUUUUUAUUCAUGCAGUUAGAUAGAAACUUUCCAGAUGCUCCUCACUGCAGAACGUCAAAUCCAGUGAGUUUAUCCAUCUUCAUCUAUCUUUAAUCACAACAAGAGCACAUUUGUGGAGGCUACACCUCAGUUAGCACCAACACAUAAUGUCUGAUACACAAGCUCCAGGAUCUUUUCUUACUAUAUGCUGAAUACGUGCUUCCAGUUUCUGACAGGAAACUUUCACAAACCUUUAAACAUUGUGAUGACAUUCGCUUGGAGGAAGAUUAAGGUACUUGACUGAAAAGUAAUGCUCAGACGAUGCUAUUUGUUUUAGUUGCAGCGGAGAGUGACAAGGCCAGUUGCCUCAUGCUGUAACAAAAGGCAGUUCCUAGCCAUUUUUAGUCAAAACGCAGCAGACUGUUCACUGACAGAUGAGAUUUUGAACCAGUUACUUGUUGAUUCACGUUUCUAGCCAAAUUAGCGAUAGCUAUCCGACGAACCAAGUCCCUAAACUAGCCUACAUUUAAACUAAACUCUUUCUAAAUGAAUAGCUUCUCUAAUGUUAGCCGCUAUCCAGAUGCUACACAGUAAACUACUAAGCAUGCAUGCUAGCAUUAAUCUAGCUAUUUUGUACUCUAUCAAUAAUAGAUUUUAGGAUUUCUAGUUAAUCCUCUAAUAUGAGACUAUUAUUAUUUAUUUUUGGAGGAUUGUUGGAGGAAAGUGUCAGAUUCCCUUCAGUUAGUUCCAUACUGUCACUUUAACAAAUAUUUGCUAGAUAUUUGACAGACUGUUUCUCUGAUGCUUAAGUAAGAGAUGCGACUAGAACGAUUCAGACAUGUAUGGAUUGUACUAGCCAAGGUGGAGUAAUGUAACUAUUACUGGGGUAUCUCUGGGAUUUUUACCUGUCGUGUCAGUACUUCAUUAUGGACAGCAUGUGCAUGUGUAUUUAAUGAUUACGCCUUAUUUUACAUUCUAUAAAAUGACCAGUUGUAUACAGGUUAUAAUAGUGUUUCCCUCCUUGGCAGAUUAUACACUAUAUUG